GAAAUGGCGGGUAAAUGGUUUGGGAAUAGCAAGAGUGAAUAGUGGUUGGUUGCACGUAUUGUGUUGCGGGACGAAAAAUGUUUUGUGUAUACUGUGUGAAUAAUGAGAUGUUGUUCAGAGCCACUUGAUUGUGAAAUUCUGCUCUUUUAAAUUAAUCCUUGCCUGAGAAUAUUUAACUUUCUCUAAGUUAUCGAGUCGAUAUUGUCAAAAGCCAUGGGUAUUUUGGGAUUAUCUAAAUUGAUCGCAGACGUCGCACCGUCGGCUGUAAAGGAAAAAGAUAUAAAGCACUAUUUCGGUCGUAAGAUUGCCAUUGAUGCAUCAAUGUGUCUUUAUCAGUUUCUCAUUGCGGUGCGCAGCGAAGGGGCCCAGCUUACAUCUAUUGAUGGCGAAACUACAAGUCACUUGAUGGGUAUAUUCUACAGAACGUUGCGCUUUAUAGAACAGGGUAUAAAGCCUGUUUAUGUAUUUGAUGGUAAACCACCAAACUUGAAAGGUGGGGAAUUGGCAAAACGUGCGGAGAAGAGAGAUGAGGCGCAGAAAGCCUUAGAAGUUGCUGAAGCAGCUGGAAAUACUGAGGAUAUUCAAAAAUUCAACAGAAGGCUAGUUAAAGUUACGAAGCAACAUGCCGAAGAUUCUAAACAACUCUUAAAGCUGAUGGGUGUUCCAUAUAUUGAUGCUCCAUGUGAAGCUGAGGCUCAGUGUACUGCUCUGGUUAAAUCUGGAAAAGUUUUUGCGACAGCAACAGAGGAUAUGGAUGCAUUGACAUUUGGAUGUAAUGUACUACUUCGACGUAUGACAUUUAGUGAGGCCAGAAAAAUGCCUAUACAAGAGAUUCAUUAUGAUAAAGUAUUGGAAGGUCUGGAAUUGAAUAAGGACGAGUUUAUUGAUCUAUGCAUAAUGUUGGGCUGUGAUUAUACUGACAGCAUUAGAGGUAUUGGGCCAAAGCGAGCUAUGGAGCUAAUUAAAACGCACAGAUCUCUUGAAAAGAUUUUGGAAAAUUUAGAUACCAAUAAGUAUCCUGUACCGACUGAUUGGAACUAUAAACAAGCCAGAAUAUUAUUUCAAGAACCUGAAGUUAUGGAUCCAAAUAAUAUUGAGCUGAAGUGGUCAGAUCCAGAUGAGGAAGGCUUGGUUAAUUUCUUGUGUGGUGAUAAGCAAUUUAAUGAAGAUAGAGUUAGAAAUGGUUCGAAAAAGUUGUUGAAAGCUCGUGGUACUUCAACCCAGGGUCGGCUCGAUUCGUUCUUCAAAGUGUUGCCCAGUACAACUCCAGUCAAGCGUAAGGCCGAUGACAAAAAGACACCAGCGAAAAAAGGCAAACCUGCUGGACGAGGUAAAUUUCGAGGCAAAGCCAAAUAAAUGGAAAGUUAUCUCAAAAUUUUGUCAUGCAACUCAGGAGUAUAAAUUCCUCUGUUAAGA
Molecule: messenger RNA, 1416 nt
Organism: Neodiprion virginianus
Lineage: Eukaryota; Metazoa; Arthropoda; Insecta; Hymenoptera; Diprionidae
Gene: Fen1
Product: flap endonuclease 1
Exons: 8
Coding region: 214-1356 (380 amino acids)
Cellular component (GO): nucleus
Molecular function (GO): DNA binding; manganese ion binding; RNA-DNA hybrid ribonuclease activity
Source: RefSeq, a predicted model, not a curated record